AUGUCGGAAGCACUACAUCAGGCCUGUGAUGCAUGCCGUAUCCGCAAGCACCGGUGCAAAGAUCCGUCGGCACAGCUCAGACUCGGACCUAAAGGGCAUAAGCAUGGGGGAGACUUGCUAGAGCACAGCAACAUUUCUCCAACUACACUUUAUAUCGACUCGUUAUUAGCCGAUCGGCCGGCUUCGCGCAUUUCCGGCAGCGCCAAACGCCCAGAUCAAUUGACGGCUAUAUUUGGCCCGAACCACAAUAUCUCUUUCUUCCCGGCAAAAAGAGUUCGCUCUAUCAGCGAAAGGCUCGGGCAUAACAGGUUAGAACAGCUGCUCGCAGAUAUUCGAGAUAUUGUUGCUGCCAAGGUGCAGACAAAGAUCUCAAAGAUUUCAAUUCACACCAUCCUCACGACUUUCCUCAUCCCGAGUCCCUCGGCGCGCACAUACUCGAACUCCGCUGAAGUACUAUACCAGGCUAUAUUCUCCUCGACUGCGUGCGCCUUUCAAUUUGACUCCUUGAUUAUCUCGCAAGCUGCAAUUAUGGCGCAGGACUUGGGCUAUAAUCGGUCUAAUGGUGCACAUGAAGUUUCGCAAAGGCGCACCUUUUGGGUGUUGUACUUCAUGGAAAAGGUCUCUUGUUUUACAACAGGAAAGGUCUCGGUCCUGCAAGACUCAAAUAUCAGUUGCGCUAUUCCAGAUGUACAAGAAUCUACCUUUGAUGACUAUGAUUGGUUUUUCGGCUUUCUGCGAUACGCCCGCCUGGUGUCCAAGAUUCGCAAUGACUUCUUACAAAUAACUUCACUAAGCCAAUCAGCUUCUGAAUAUAUUACCAAGGGACAAGGCCUUCUAAAAGAGUUGGAAUCUUGGCGUCUUUCUAUCCCGGAGCGCUUUCGUGCCGGAGUGUCGCUCAAAACUCGUCUAUUGCGAGAACCACUCGCUCAGCGAGUCGCCCUCAUGACACAUUACAUGUACUUUCACGCACUGCUCACUUUAUCUUGGAGCCUUUUGCAUUCCAGUGCAAUCAAGGUGGGCCCCAUGCAAGAGCAGCUUGAUCUGAAACGCAGUAUGAUGCGAACUGCACGCUCUGUUUUGGAACUUACUAAGUUCAUUGAGGUUGCUCCCUCAACUCCAGUCUGGAUUCUGGCAGUUUUGCCAUUGUCAUGUCUGAUGAUUCUCUUUGAUCUGGUGGUUCAUAACCCGGAUCACCCUGAGGUCAGCCUCAGUCUUGCACUCCUCGAUAUUGCCGGUGGGCAUUUCAGCCGACUAGAAUUCGCCAGCAAUGGCACUUUGCCUGGCUCAUUAGUCGCCCAGUUCGCACACCUCGCACGCCAGUAUAUCUCUGAGAAGAGGGUGUGCAAACAGAAAUUUAUCAGCUUAAGCAUUCCUGAUUCCUCAAAUCCUGUGCAAUUCGAGGUUCUUGGUGGACCAACAGACUCGGAAAUGCUGCCAUCCUCUUCACGUUUAUCUGCGAUUGAUGUAACAACAUCGAAUCAGCCAGCCGAGGCGCUGUCCGGUCUACAUGAGCAGCUGCCGCUCAAUUCCACAGCGACAUCAACGUGGAAUUCAAAUUUUCUGAGUGAAAGUGAUGCAUUGUUCAUUCCUUUCAUCGAUGAUCCAAGCUAUCGUAAUGAGGAUCUGGAAUUGCUAGGAACCGACCUGAAGGAUUUGUUUGAUUAUUCAUGUGCAAGAUGGUAA
Penicillium cosmopolitanum is the source of this 1683-nucleotide messenger RNA. Its product is annotated as fungal specific transcription factor domain-containing protein. The record is from RefSeq and is a predicted model, not a curated record. Lineage: Eukaryota; Fungi; Ascomycota; Eurotiomycetes; Eurotiales; Aspergillaceae. The transcript is spliced from 7 exons. Gene Ontology annotation, biological process: DNA-templated transcription. Gene Ontology annotation, molecular function: zinc ion binding; DNA binding. The coding region runs from base 1 to 1683 and encodes 560 amino acids.